Messenger RNA from Ramularia collo-cygni, 1575 nucleotides. RefSeq lists its product as uncharacterized. The transcript has a single exon. The record is from RefSeq and is a predicted model, not a curated record. NCBI's taxonomy places the organism in Eukaryota, Fungi, Ascomycota, Dothideomycetes, Mycosphaerellales, Mycosphaerellaceae. Gene Ontology annotation, molecular function: DNA binding. The coding region runs from base 1 to 1575 and encodes 524 amino acids.
AUGAGCGGCGGAGCUGGACCUCUGGUCCCCACCUUCCAUGGCUUCGUCCACAACAGUAUGGAUGGACUCUGCCUAUUCGAAGCAUGCCUCAGCGGAAAGCUCAAUCACGUUCCCCGUCGCCCCCAUGAUCGGKAGCGUAGCUCGCUGAUUAAAAGCGGGAGCAUCUUCAUCUACGAGGAGAACGCGUCAGGCAUCAAGCGAUGGACUGAUGGCGUCGCCUGGAGCCCCAGUCGUAUCCUCGGCAACUUUCUCAUCUAUCGUGAGCUUGAGAAGCCAUUUCCACCCGGCGAGAAGAAGCGAGCGAUGAAGCGUAAGCGAACAAGUCUCCCCGGAGAGCCGUAUCUGCGCCGGGAGUCCGAAGACGUCGAAGCACAGGAGCUGCCCACCCCAAUCACACCACCAACACCUGUUGGCGGCGAAGUCAAAUCAGAGGUACCAAGUUCUGAUCAAGACAAAGAACUGGAGCGUUCCCUCAUAGGAUCUUUGGUCGACAGCUAUGGCUUCCGCCCGGAUGGUCUCGUGAAGAAGACGAUGAGCGUCUCAAUCAACGGCAUCUCCCACCACAUGGUGUCGUACUACAAAGUUGACGAUGUCAAGCACAAUCUCCUCCCCCGGCCUCUGACCGAUCCCCGACUUCAAAACAUCUCCGUCCGACCUGAGCUGUACAUGAAGCAGAAUUUCCGCGCGCCAGUGGAGGAGACGGAGCACUUCGCCGUUGAUGGCCAGAUGCACGCCCAUCCUCAAAUGAUGUACUCUCCCAUGGGCAAUGCCUACGGCGUUCCACCACAUGGUCAGCAGUACUUUCGCGGCCAACAAUAUCCCGGCAUGCCGUACAUGCCCACACCGCAAACCACCGGGAGCAGCAUGUACGCUGCGAUGACCGGAGCAUCGUGGUCCGGCCAGCAAGCCUCCGCUGGCCCUGCGCCAUAUGGUCACCAGCCGUACGGCGGUCAGAGCUACGGAAGUUACUACAAGCAACCAGAGCAGUCGAACGGAUCGGCUGUCAAGGCCGAGAGUCAGCAGGCGUCACCCUACCCAAACCAGUACGCUUCAUCAUAUGGCGGAAUGCCCCAACGGAAUGGUUCGCAAUCCACGCCGUCGAUGAUGCAACCGCCCUCAUACCAGACUCCCCAAACACAAGCUCCGUCUACUUUCGCCCAAAUGACAUCCGGAGGUCAGCGGUCGGCGUACGGGGGUAUCGACAGUCCAUCGACAAACGUACAGCAGCAGCAAUCUGUUUACGGAAAUCCAUCGGCCCAGCCUUAUGCGGUGCGAUCUCCGCCAACGCAAAAUUACGGGCUCCAGAGCGCACCGCAGAACGCUGUCGGUCAGUCACCCCACCCGGGCGCAAAGAGUCCACAGUCGGCGCACGCAGGCACGCCCUCCCAGGCAGAUACCAGCGCUCAGAUGCACAAMAGCGGCAUGUCUUACCGUUCGAGUCAUCCCAGCAGCGAAAUGAACAGUGGCUUGGGAAUCAGCAACAGUACGUCAAGCUACUCAGCACCACAAAACGGGCACCCCUACAGCUACGGCUCCUCGAAUCAACCUCAGACCGCCGGAUCAUAUCCAUCAUAG